GGAAGCCUUCACAACCCAAGCGCUCGACGUUGUCGUAGUUGGCAUCGAUCAGGCCGUGCAGUCCAAUCUUGUUUCUUUUUGAGCGACGGCCACUCGUUCACUUGACGAGUUCGAUGUCGGAUACUCCCCCCCUAGAAGAUGGUUCGCGAGGUGUCGUCGUUUCACAAAGUGUCCAAGAGGCACGUGAACCUGCACCAAUCACCGAACAGGAAGUCGGAGAGUACAGGGAACAGGAUCGUUUUCUUCCCAUAGCGAACGUAUCUCGUAUCAUGAAGCAGUCCGUACCACCGACAGCAAAAAUCGCCAAAGACGCAAAGGAAUGCGUCCAGGAAUGCGUCUCGGAAUUCAUCAGCUUCAUCACCUCUGAGGCAGCCGAAAAGUGUCAGAUGGAGAAACGCAAGACCAUUGGCGGUGAAGACAUUUUAUAUGCCAUGGUCACGCUCGGAUUCGAAAAUUAUGCGGAGACACUAAAGAUUCAUCUUGCGAAACUACGGCAGCACCAGGCUAGCAGUUCAUCAAACCCUCGUGGAGACCACCGAGACGACGACAAGUGAAUAAGUCUCAUUGCUGUUGUGCAUCAAUUUUAUCAAGCUAUCCUUUAGUGCCC
Molecule: messenger RNA, 607 nt
Organism: Pisolithus orientalis
Lineage: Eukaryota; Fungi; Basidiomycota; Agaricomycetes; Boletales; Pisolithaceae
Product: histone-fold-containing protein
Exons: 4
Coding region: 114-554 (146 amino acids)
Biological process (GO): regulation of transcription by RNA polymerase II
Cellular component (GO): CCAAT-binding factor complex
Molecular function (GO): DNA-binding transcription activator activity, RNA polymerase II-specific; RNA polymerase II cis-regulatory region sequence-specific DNA binding; protein heterodimerization activity
Source: RefSeq, a predicted model, not a curated record